GUGACUAUAAUGAGAGAACAAAUAUGAAGGACUGUCCAACACGCUUCUAUUCGACCCCUUAUCCUAGGGAAAAUGUGAGGGUGCCAGAAAUUUUCGGUGGUUUGCGGGCAUUUGCUGGCGAGUUCAAGCACAUGGCUGCUAUCGGGUGGACUAGACCGGGUGGAAAAAUUGACUACCUUUGUGGCGGCAGUUUGAUCACCGAGCUGUUCAUACUCACUGCCGCACACUGCAACUCGGAUUCAGAAAAUAAUGCUCCUGAUACGGUACGAUUGGGAGAUACUGAUUUCGUUGGGUCAGCGAACGAUUCCUUAGCACAGCAGAUCGGUAUUCGACGAUUCACAGAGCACCCACAGCAUCGCGGAUCGCGUAGCUAUUUCGACAUCGCGCUGAUUGAGUUAAUGGAACCUGCAAAAUUCAAUCAAGCGGUAUGUCCAGCAUGCUUGUGGCGAGAACCCGACCUUCCCGGCGAGCGAAUGGAUGCCAUCGGAUUCGGUGUAACCGGUUUUGGAGAGGAGCUCAGUCCUACCUUACAACGCGCACAGCUGGAUAAGAUCGAUUUAAACAACUGCUAUGAGAGAAUAGGUCCCCGAAAAUCGAUUCCCGAUGGACUGCGAGACGAUCAGUUCUGUGCUGCUGGACAGAACAUGGAUGCUUGUGGGGGCGAUUCAGGGGGACCGAUAGGGGUGAAGCGUCUGGACGUAAGAGGUCGCAUAAUUUCAUUAAUUGCUGGAAUUGUUUCGUUCGGCACACCAUGCGGAGAAGGAUCAACGGGGGUGUACACACGAGUUGGCGCUUAUAUCGAUUGGCUGGAGCAAGAGACAAAUCGAUCGCUAAGCUAUGCAGUAUGCACACAAGGCUUCACAUGUUACGGACGAGACAAGGAGAAAAUUCCUCUUAACUUUGACCGUUACCCUAAUUAUCGUUUCGGAUUAAUAUGGAACGAAGAAGAUCAAUCGGUGUUUGAGUGUGGUGCCACAUUGAUCGACUACCAGUCUGCUGACAUCGGCCCAGUGUGUAACUUCACGGAAAGGACACCCAAAGUUCAUAGGAUUCAAAAGUGA
This is a messenger RNA of Anopheles aquasalis, 1061 nucleotides long. Its product is annotated as serine protease snake-like. Gene Ontology annotation, biological process: proteolysis. Gene Ontology annotation, molecular function: serine-type endopeptidase activity. NCBI's taxonomy places the organism in Eukaryota, Metazoa, Arthropoda, Insecta, Diptera, Culicidae. The record is from RefSeq and is a predicted model, not a curated record.